This is a messenger RNA of Saccostrea cuccullata (small rock oyster), 773 nucleotides long. RefSeq lists its product as uncharacterized. Lineage: Eukaryota; Metazoa; Mollusca; Bivalvia; Ostreida; Ostreidae. The record is from RefSeq and is a predicted model, not a curated record. The coding region runs from base 36 to 773 and encodes 245 amino acids. The transcript has 4 exons.
AUAGAAAAUCAUUUUGACAAUGUAAUGGUAAUAACAUGGCUACCGCGAGUAGUCCAUACAACUCAACAGAAGAGACUACGAAUGCUAACAGGGCGUGUCGCCUUCUGCUUGGUCCCUGUACCGAUCAACUUAGAGAUGUUCUACGCAAAAAGGUGCCACCGCCUACAUUUGCCGCAGAAAUUAUAAAACCAAAGCAUAAUCUACCGAGAUUAACUCCACAGCAACGAGAUCUAAUUUUGCCAAGGAAUGGGUCCUACUCUGGAAAUUAUGAUGACUUUGAUAUUUCACUAUUGUACAUUCUUUUAAGAAAUAUAUGCAAAAUUACACCUCAUAAAAAUAGCUGGGGGAAAGUCCCAGAUGUAACUGAUGUAUGCCUUUCUGCAAAUAUCGAAAGGAUACGAAUGGCUCGAAAUAGCACUGUCCACUCUGCAAGACCUUCCCUCACAAACUUUGAAUUUAAUGAUAUUUGGACGUCAGUUCGAGUUGCAGUAGUAGAAAUCGAUACAUUCCUUUCAAAUGGAAAUUUUUAUGAGAAGAAGGUUGACAUUUUGAGACACACAACAAUGGACCCUAUCCAAGACAAGCAUUACAGAGACCAACUGGCAAAACAAUAUGCCGAGGAUCAAACUACCAAAGAAUGCUUUCGCACACUUCAGGAAAACUUUGAAAGUAAUUUGAAAGAAACAGCGGACAGGAUAAAUCUCCUCAAGGAAAACAUUGGAAGUGAUCUGAGAGAAAAAGAAAACAGGAUAAGUCUCCUCGAGGAAACCUAG